CUCCCUGACAUUGACACACAGGGCGCCUUAGGACCGGGUGACGGAAACCAGCAGGCAGUCAGAGUGGAUUGUGUGGUCCCUGUACUGGAGCUCCAGACCCCCACCAGUUCCAGAAGCCACAGCCACCCCACUGGAUGGACAGAUACAGCAACAGUACGAGCAAUGAGAGCUGUGGAUCUGUUUGAUGCUGUUUGGAACAGAGGAUUGAAGUUGAUCAAGACACUCAUUUAGCUUUUAUUUAGUCAGGACAUCUUGAGAGACAUUCUUGUCUUAGUGAGAGAGCAGGACUGCAGCAGACCACUGAGAGCGGGAAACAUAUCCCUACCGGACAGAGCAGACGGCGGCCAUUUCAAGGGACGCGGAACCAGACUUACAAAAGUCAUUCCAAUCAAUGAGGUCCAAGUCUUCUUGAACCCUGGGAGGAGAUUCUGAAGAGUGGCUUUAAUUUGUGGGCUAUAUCGUCAAUGUGGAACAGAGGAAGUGUCACUCUGGAAUCACUGAUUGAUAUGUGGUAGAGACGACCGUGUGACAUAAUCUACAAGAGACUUCUACUACGGACCCCAUUUGUUUUGCCCAUCAGAGUGAGAAGAAGGGACUGAGACAGACGCAGGAAGCCAACAUGGACAUAUUCGGUGGUGCCCCCCGUGUACUGGGCUACUCACGCCCCGUGGCGGCACAGUGUGGCACGGACGCCGUCCUGCAAUGCAAGAUCGGCGGCGACCCUCGUCCUGAGGUGGUCUGGGAGAAGAAGAAUGUACAGAUCCUGUCAGAGGGACGCUACAGGCUGUCGGAGGAGGGCCAGGCCUACUUCCUACACAUCACUGGGGUCGGGCUGGAGGACGCUGGCCAGUAUAUCUGCAAGGCCAGUAACAGCGUGGGUGAGACAUGCGCCCCUGCCACACUGAAGGUGGAGAGGAACAGUCAGGAGCGGCAAGGAGCGCAGAAACAGACAGAGGUCAAUGGGGUGCAGCAAACCAGGCUGGAGAAUGGAGAGUUAGGGGGGCAACGGAAUGGGGAGUUGAGAAGGCAACAGAGCAGCGAGUUGGAGGGGCAACAGAACCAGAAUGGGGAAUAUAGACAGCAAGAGAACAGGGAAUAUGGAGGGCAACAGAAUGGAGAGAUAGAACAGAGGAAUGGAGAGGUAGACCAACAGAGCGGAGCGGUAGAGAAGGAAAAUGGAGAGGAGAGUGAGCGGGAGAAAAAGAAGCAGCGCUAUCAAGGGGAGCCCCUGCUGUCAGACGACAGACCUCACUUCCUCAUCAAGCCCCUCUCCCUGAGGGUGGACCGGGGCGAGGACGCAGCCUUCUCCUGUAAGCUGUCGGGCAACCCUCUGCCCCAGGUGGUGUGGGAGAAGGACGGGAAGAAUCUGAGCGACAUCUUCGAGAGCGCCCACUUCAACGUCAGCAGCCAGGACGGAGGCUGGUUCCAGCUGAAGAUCUUCCGGACGCGGAUGCCCGACGGGGGUGUCUACACCUGCAGAGCCCAUAAUAAUCAAGGAGGGGCGCUGGCGGGCGCAGUGCUGCUUGUGGAGCUCGUCCCGGAACGGCAGGAGAGCGGGGCGUCCACGUCAAAUGGGCACAGCAACGGGCAGACAUCACCUCGUAGUAUGAGGCACAUGAUGGGAAGACACGGUUUGUCGAGACAGCCGGACGAGCCCAAUCUGAACUCUGCCAAUGUGAAGAAAUUUGCGGUGUCGGAGGGGAAACAUGCUAAGUUCCGCUGCUUCGUGACAGGGAAACCUAAGCCUGAGAUCAUCUGGAAGAAGGACGGAGCGCCCCUAGAGGCUGGGAGGCGUCACCUUCUGUUUGAGGACAGAGAGGGUUACUACACGCUCAAAGUGAUGUACUGUAAACAUCAGGACACAGGGCUGUACGUGUGUGCUGCGUCCAACGCUCUGGGACACACCCUCAGCUCUGUUUACCUGACUGUCAAAGGUAGGGCUUUAGCAGUGUUUCAGGACUUUUCUUCUCUUUUCUUUUCUUUCUUACAGAUGUAGGAUCUUAAUUUGAGCUAGUUUCCUACAGCAGGAAAAUAAUCCUGCAGCAACAGGAUUUGUGAAUUAUUAUGUGGAUUAUAAUUAAUGGACAUUUUUCAUAAGGAAAAAUCAAGUCUUGAAUUUCAAAGUGGAAAUUACAAAUUUCAGAAGCCUUUUAAACCUCAAAUACACUAC
This is a messenger RNA of Oncorhynchus keta (chum salmon), 2170 nucleotides long. Its product is annotated as myosin light chain kinase, smooth muscle-like. The transcript has 2 exons. Lineage: Eukaryota; Metazoa; Chordata; Actinopteri; Salmoniformes; Salmonidae. The record is from RefSeq and is a predicted model, not a curated record. Bases 620 to 1996 code for a protein of 458 amino acids.